AUGUCUGCGUUUGGUUACUACAUGGCAGCGUCAGGCGCCCAGACACCUACCACUACCAACGAUGAGCAUGAUACAACUUUCGUCCACAACUCGUCUGCCGUCCACAACUCGUCUGCCGUCCACAACUCGACUGCCGUGAACAGCUUCGCUCCCAUCACCGACUCUACUGUCAACAGCGCCAAUCCCACACAGAGCAAAAAGUACUUCUGUAAGCAUCAUGUUCACGUUCGAUCUCCAUCGAUCGCUAACCACAUACAUAUGAAGGUUCCUACAAAAGACAUGGCUACAAUGACUCCCACGACACUAAAGACUGUCGGAAUGCGCCACAUACUGUUCUCGGUUGCAAAGCAGGUCGUGGACAAGGCAGACAAAACAAGAAAGGCCAAGCAGCAGGGGAGCCACUGGGCUAGCUACAACAACCUCGAGUUGAAGAUGGAGGUCGAAGAGUUGAAGAAGAAGUUGGAAGACGCCAAGCAGGAGAUGAGAAAACGCGGAAUCAGAUGA
This is a messenger RNA of Aureobasidium namibiae CBS 147.97, 504 nucleotides long. RefSeq lists its product as uncharacterized. Bases 1 to 504 code for a protein of 167 amino acids. NCBI's taxonomy places the organism in Eukaryota, Fungi, Ascomycota, Dothideomycetes, Dothideales, Saccotheciaceae. The transcript has 2 exons. The record is from RefSeq and is a predicted model, not a curated record.